Molecule: messenger RNA, 2172 nt
Organism: Camellia sinensis
Lineage: Eukaryota; Viridiplantae; Streptophyta; Magnoliopsida; Ericales; Theaceae
Product: coiled-coil domain-containing protein SCD2
Biological process (GO): cytokinesis by cell plate formation
Source: RefSeq, a predicted model, not a curated record
AGGAAUAAAGUAUUAAAAUUGCAAUUAUUUUUUUUUCCUGUGUAGUUUUAAUGGAAGAGAAUCCAUAAUGGAUCGCAUGAGACCUGUGUACGUGACGCAGAAGAGCAGCGUUGCCACGCCGACGGGCGGCGGCGGAGGAGCUCCGGCCUCCCCCAUGACCACCUCCCCCAUGCGCCGCCAUGCUCGGUCUGGUUCCACCGGCGUCGCCGCCGGCAACCUCAAGCGUCCUCACAACGCCAAAGCCGCCGCCCAAAGGCUCGCUCAGGUCAUGUCCAAUCAACAGGGUGGCGGCGGCGGCGGCGACGACGAUGACGAGGAGGAGGACGACCUCUUGUAUGACUACAGCCCCGCCACCUCCUCCGCCAGCAUUGGCCUCGCCGGUGGAAGAUCCGCCGUUGCUAGGCCUCGUCCCGCGUCAGUUCGUACCUCUGUAGACCAGACCAAAUCAGGUGGCCGAAUUAUGAGUUCUGUAGAACAACCACCUCCAUCAUCGACUCAUUCAACAUUGACACGGCCAUCUCCUCCCAAUAUUGUAGAACAACCUCUAUCUGCUCGUUCUGCCUUACCUAGCCGAUCAUCUCAAUCCUCCAACUUGGUGGAACAAGUACAACCUCCAUCUGCUCGCCAUAGUUCAGUUGGCCGAUCAUCGCUGUACUACUCCACGGAACAAGUAGAACCUCCAUCUGCUCGUUCUGCAUCAGCUCUUCGAUCAUCUCAAUCCACCGGCUCCUUGGAACAACCUCUGUCUGCACGGUCUACCUUGGCUGGCCGUCCAAGUAUAGGAGUUAAGAUUCCUAUGGUACCUCCUUGCAUACCCAUAAAACUGAGGCCACAAGCUUCUGUCAUUUCAGCAGAUGCUCCUCCUGAUACUCGAAGGGAUAAAAGGUUGUCUCUAGAUAUGGGAAGUAUGAACUUUAGAGAAUCUGGUGUUCAGCGUUCUACUUCUGCUCUACAGGAUGAGCUCGAUAUGCUACAAGAAGAAAAUGAAAGUUUACUCGAUAAGCUUCGAUUUGCAGAGGAAAGGUGUGAUGAAGCAGAGGCAAGAGCCAGGCAGCUUGAGCAACAGGUUGCUAAUCUUGGAGAAGGUGUAUCCCUAGAAGCCCGAUUGUUGUCCAGGAAGGAGGCAGCCUUGCAGCAAAGAGAGGCUGCUUUGAAAGUUGCAGCACAAACAUAUGGUGGCAGAGGUGAAGAUAUUCAGUCCCUUCGGAUGGAAUCUGAGUCUGCUAGGGAAGAAGCUGCAUCUGCUUUGGAGCAGCUCCACGAUGCUGAUAUUGAAAAUAAAUCACUUCGAAUCAUGACUCAGAGACUGAUACUGUCUCAGGAAGAGAUGGAAGAAGUUGUUCUUAAGAGGUGUUGGCUUGCUCGAUACUGGAGUUUAUGCGUUCACCAUGGUAUUCAUGCAGAGAUAGCUACAGCGAGACAUGAACACUGGUCAUCCUUUGCCCCUCUUCCUGUCGAAGUUGUUUUAGCUGCUGGACAGAAAGCAAAAGAUGAAAACUCAUUAGUGAACAACAAUGCAGAGGAAAGGGAAAAGGUUCUUCAUGACUUAAAUGAACUAUCUGCAGAGGGAAACGUCGAGAGCAUGCUUUUAGUGGAGAAGGGUCUUAGGGAAUUGUGUUCACUGAAGGUAGAGGAUGCCGUAGCAAUUGCAAUGGCUCAACAUCGUCGGUCAAGUUCAGCGAAAUCUGGUUUAACAGAUGACCUGAAGUUACCAAUUGAGGGACAUAAUUUUUCAGAAGCUUUUGAAUUGAGCCAAGAGGAGUCUGAUGAUGUUCUUUUUAAGCAGGCUUGGCUAACGUAUUUUUGGAGAAGGGCGAAAAACCAUGGGUUAGAACCAGACAUUGCAGAGGAGCGCCUGCAAUUUUGGAUUAACCAUGGGACUCAGUCACCCACCUCAACUGACGCAGUUGAUGUUGAACGUGGCCUUGUGGAGCUCAAGAAGUUAGGGAUCGAAACCCAGUUGUGGGAAGAAUCGCGCAAGUUGAUCGAUCCCAACAGUAAAAUGCCAAUUCACUGUGACUUUUGAUUUCCAUUUUUCUUUUUCAUUUUUUUCCCCUUUUCUCCCUUUGGGGAUCUCUUUUCUUUCUAUUAUUUUCUCCCAAAGAGUGCUUUUGUUAGGCUGCUCUUUAUAUGAGUUACAUAUUAUAUACAUAUUGCAUCUUAUUUUUAUCA